Molecule: messenger RNA, 2571 nt
Organism: Brassica napus (rape)
Lineage: Eukaryota; Viridiplantae; Streptophyta; Magnoliopsida; Brassicales; Brassicaceae
Product: U-box domain-containing protein 4
Exons: 2
Coding region: 267-1661 (464 amino acids)
Molecular function (GO): protein binding
Source: RefSeq, a predicted model, not a curated record
ACAAAAGUAUUUACAUUUCUAAAACCUGUAACAUUUUUCAUAGACAUAGAGUCGGUUACGUUAAUCAUAAAACCGCGCAAACCAGUAACCCAAUAUGAACCAAUUCGAAUUUAAUUCGACCGCUCAAUUCACUGUAAACCGAUCGGCUCCAUCAUUAUGCAACUCGAUCUUUCAUUUUUGUUAGUUCCUUGUAGGCGUAGACGCGAGUGAAUCUCCUCCAUCUUCGUCUUCUUUUCAAGCUUUUCGUCCUUCUGGUUUCUUCAGAAAUGGAAAGUUUUCAAAACCCAGAUUGGGAAACCGAGUUCAAUCGCUUCGAACAAGCGAUCUCAUCCUCUCCCGCUCCAAUUCGCGUAAGAUCCGUUAUAAAGCUAUCAGCUUUAGCUAAUCAAUCACCGGAGAGUAUCCUAACCCGCGCAAUCCCGAUCCUCGCCGGUCUUCUCCGCGUCUCCGACGACCUCGAUCGCUCCGUCCAAGCCGCCGCCGCGCAUUGCUUGAAACGAAUCGCCUGUCUCGGCGGCGAGUUCGCGGCGACGAUGGGGAGGUGCGGCGUGAUCGCUAGCUUGUUAGGGCUCUUACUCGAGGCGUCCAAUGAUAACGGUAUCGUGCUCCGAAGGAUCUGGGUGAAGUGUUUGUGGAGUUUAGUUACGUUUGGAUCUUCGAUUCGAAUCGGGUUAGCUAGGUUAGGAGGUGUAGAGAUCGUGACACGUGAGUUGAACACGUGGGAAGAUGAUUCGAGUAGAUGGUGCCUGUUAGAGAUCCUUACUGCUCUGACGACGAUACGAGAGAGCAGACGCGUUCUUGUUCAUAACGGAGGGUUGAAGUUUCUUAUCGAGGCUGCUAAAGUUGGCAACUUUGCGUCGAGAGAGAGAGCUUGUCACGCUAUUGGAUUGAUCGGUGUUACUAGACGGUGUAGGAGGUUGCUUGUUGAAGCAGGAGUGGUUCCAGCUCUUGUGGAUCUGUUUCGAGAUGGAGAUGAGAAGGGAAAGCUUUUAGCUGGUAAUGCCUUGGGGAUCAUAGCGGCUCAGACCGAGUACAUUAGGCCUGUUACUGAAGCUGGUUCCAUUCCUUUGUAUGUGGAGCUUCUCUCGGGAGGAGAUCCGAUGGGGAAAGAUAUUGCAGAGGAUGUGUUCUGUAUACUAGCUGUAGCUGAGGGUAAUGCUGUUUUGAUAGCGGAGCAGCUUGUGAGGAUCUUGAGGGAAGGAGAUAACGAAUCCAAGUUUGCUGCUUCUGAUGUGUUGUGGGAUCUCGCGGGUUAUAGGCAUUCUGUGUCUGUUAUUAGAGACUCUGGUGCGAUUCCUUUGCUGGUGGGGCUUGUGAGAGAUGGGUCUCUUGAGUUUAGGGAGAGGAUCUCUGGAGCUAUUUCUCAGCUGUGUUACAACGAGAACGACCGUGAGGUCUUUUCUGAGUCUGGUAUGAUACCGAUUCUGAUUGAGUGGUUGGGGGAUGAGUCGGAAGAGCUCAGGGAUAAUGCGGCCGAGGCGCUGAUUAAUUUCUCAGAAGACCGAGAGCAUUAUGGUAGAGUGCGUGAGGCAUUAAGCCAUCCCGUGAUUCGGAGUAUGCAGAGCAGACUUGCUAGAAUCAGAGCCUCUCAUGAACAUUUGGUUAGGUCAAUGCGAAGGGUUACAAUCGAACAUCUUGCCCGAGAUCCAUAUCUUCCCUAACGAACAGAUCCAGGUUUCAACCUGUUUUGAUGUAUAAUGUUGUUUAGUUUUUGUGACUUUUGGUUCCUUCAGAUGUUUGUAUAUACACACACAUGUACCAAAAGAUAUUGACUUUGAAUGAAGCUCAUGGGUUUCUACAUCAUUGAUCUUCCUUUACAUGAUAAUGCAUCCAGUGGUUGGACCAUAAGAAUCAUAGACUACUUCAUAUAUAUCAGAGUGUGGCUGUUCAUAGCAAUUGGUGGAGCACUGAGCUAGGCAACAAUGAGGUGGAACAGUUUGAUCUGUACCGUUAUCAUCAGCCUCGAUGUUCUUGGAAUUGUCUGUAUCAUCCUCUUCUUGUGGAUUCUCCACCUGCUCAUCAUCAGGAGGGAGAAUACCCGGGCUUACUUCUUCAAGAGUCUCUAACAUGGCAUAGCAAGCUUUCUUCCUCAAGGUAUCAACCAAACAAGCAGCAUCAAUUCCAUCACCAACCACUACAAGAUCGUCCCCGGAUUCCCCUUCUAUGGCUACAGAGAUUACACCUGCAAGCAAGAAACAGGUUAAGAGCUAUGAACAAAACGAAGGAUUAUGCAAUAAGGCUGUUGGCAAGAGUCAGACCUUCAUUUUCCCCUGACGAGGAAGCUCUGUUUUGGCCAAAGUGGAGGACCGAAGAAAACUAUCACCGGACUUGCCAAAUGUACUUGCUUCAAAAACCUUGUUUUGUGCUGAGCACGAAGGGCUAAUGGAUCAAAGUGAGACUACUUCAAAUAAGAGAAAGUCAAGAUAAUGUUUUUCUUUUGUAAUCAAAAGCAUCCCCUAUAUAUUAUUUGUGAAACAUUACAACUUCUUUUUGUAGCCACGUGUCAUCACUAGGAUGAUUCUUAGAAUUAUUGGUCCAUCUAAUUAUAUAAUAAGUUUUUUAUUAAACUAA